AAAAGGGAACAGGUGAGCUUUAGCAUGCAGGAGAUCACUGAGCUUCGGUCCGACCUGUCACAAACAACGAAGUCAUCAAGGAUGGUGAAGGCUGUGCUUUCUGCUGUUUUGGUGUUGGCGAUCAUUUCCUCCACCAUUGCCAAAUACAUCCCGAAGACUGGCAAGAGGAUCCCACAGACUCUGUCGAGAGGAUGGGGUGACCAGCUGAUCUGGGCUCAGACAUAUGAGGAGGCUCUCUACUGGUCAAGGUCAAGGAACAAGCCUCUGAUGGUCAUAUUUCACCUUGAGGACUGUCCACACAGCCAAGCACUGAAGAAAGUUUUCUCUGAAAACAAUGAGAUCCAGAAAACUCUUGAUGAGGAUUUCAUCGUUCUCAAUCUCAUGUAUGAAACCACAGACAAGCAUCUGUCCCCUGAUGGACAAUAUGUUCCACGGAUCCUUUUUGUUGACCCCUCCAUGACAGUGAGGGCUGACAUCAAUGGACGCUACUCUAACCGCAUGUACGCCUAUGAAACGGGUGACAUCAGCCUCUUGAUAAGCAACAUGCAAACAGCUAAGAAGCUCCUGAAGGCUGAACUGUGAGGACCCGGACUCCACCCAGUCUGUCACCACUGAUCAGAUAAAACUCUGUUUACCACUAACCUUUAUGAUUUUCAUCCUAAAUAAAAUGUACUGAUUCUUACAAUUUGUGAAGCUAAUCGUCUGGACAUAUAUUUGAUUUAUGUUGAUCAAAUAUACUGUAAUAUGAAUUAAUUAUUUUGUUUGUCAAUACAACACAUUAAAACAAAAAAUGUGUCUUA
This is a messenger RNA of Poecilia latipinna (sailfin molly), 800 nucleotides long. RefSeq names its product anterior gradient 2 (gene agr2). The record is from RefSeq and is a predicted model, not a curated record. Lineage: Eukaryota; Metazoa; Chordata; Actinopteri; Cyprinodontiformes; Poeciliidae. Bases 25 to 582 code for a protein of 185 amino acids. The transcript is spliced from 8 exons. Gene Ontology annotation, cellular component: endoplasmic reticulum.